UUGUCUAUGUACAGGCUUCGCAACCGUCGUCUCUUCGUCUCCUGUCAGUGUGUCUUGGCUACGGCGUGACCGCGUCCUCCCGUUUACCUCGCGUUAAUUUCGAGUACUGUCUCGUUUCCGAAGUCCGUCGAUUUUUCACACGUAUUUUUUUUCCGCUUUCGGUUGUCUCCUGCUGUUAUCUCGCAAGGUUUUUUUUUUAUCAAACAAAUCGGACGAGUCCGUGUCACAAGAAAGAACACGUACCUUUCUUACGCGCGCACUCUCUUUGGAGCGAAACGAGACGCGCGUUUGCGAUAGAUGGUUUUUUUCCGCGUAACCCCGUUAGCAUAUAUAUUCGGAAGCCCAGCGAGAAAACACGUGUUUGUGUUGAUAACGACCGCGCGACGGUGUUGCUGAGAGAAGAAUUCAAGAUUCGGCAUCUCUUACACGGCGAUCAUCGUAAAAACCAUCUCGGCGACGUAAGAGACAAUAGAAUUCGACGCUAGUUUUCGAUCUCCGACGUUUUUUAACGUCCGGAGAAAACGCGACGCGAUUUAUCGAUAAACAUCUGCGGAGUUCGCAGGAUCGACCGAUUUCGGCGGGACGGGUGAAACGAUCUUUGCAUGGGCAGUUGAGGCGCCCUGACGAAAACGGAGACGCGACGUCGGUAAUCUUUACAAGACUGGCAUCUCUACAGUCAACCCGUGACAAUCCGGCAUCUCGAUGGUGGAGUGUGCUAAUGUUAUAUAAUAGCAUGCAGUUCGCAUACCGAUACACGUGGAAUCGAGAGAUCAUCGUCAACUCCCAAAAGCUCGUCAAAAGACGCUGACUACCAGUCGAAUCUGUUGUGGUUGCACGUGGGAGGAGGAUCGCGCUAUUAUUCUCUCUCUUUUAUUUCUCUUCUCCCUCUUCUCAUUCUUCUUCGUCCUCGUGGCAAAUUUGCGACACGCUACAUCGGCGCUAUCGAGGGAACGAUCACAUUGGAAUCAUCGACCUCUCCCAAACAGCUACGUUUAAUACAAUCCGACUCGAUCCUCCCUCCUCCCGCCACACUAAAAAAGGAGGAAAACAUCGAGCCGCGAUAGACCAUGGCUACUCUAUGUUACAGCGAACCCUUCUCGGAUUGGCUGGAAGAAAAAAUUGACUUGCCCAUAUUUGAGCAACUUCCAGUUUCGGAGAGCAGCCCAGUUAAAGCUCCGCAACAGUUGAUAAUUUAUCCACCUGUUGUAAAGGGGCAACAACAACAACUGCAACAUCAACCGCAACAACAGCAGCAACAUCAUGAACCGCAACAACAGCAACAUCAACCGCAACAGCAGCAGCAGGAUGACACCCAGAUCCUCUUGCAAGAAUUCGAAACUGUUUUGGGAGAUGUCGAGGCUUGCCAUCAGAUCGUUCCACCGAUCAGCUCGUCGACGCUCACUCCUCCUCAAUCACCGCCGCAUAAAGCAAUUAAUGUUGAUACGCAAUUGCUGGUCACACUACAGCCUGUGCAGCCGUUAUUUACCAACACUCAAACUGAACCGAUUUAUAACAUGAUCGUUCCGACGACGGAAGAGUCGUUGUAUGCGAAUGACGCGCCGCGCGAAUGGAACACCGAAAACAUAUCGCUGAGUCCGUUCGGUGGGGAUGUUGUGAACGAUUUGGCAGUGGUGGAUGAAUACGUUCGCACGCAUGCUAAAGACUUGCCGUCACCCUCGAGCCCAUGUGUUAGCUCCGGCAGCAGUUGUAUCUCAACCGAGGAUUCCACCGACGAUCCCGAUUGGAGUCUCGAGUCCGAGAGAAAAAGUUUGAAACAAUCGGUUUACGAUUCUUCAAAGCAUCGCCACAAACCGUAUUCCCGGUCAUCUCUCGAGGACAAGAAAGUACGUAAGAAGGAACAAAAUAAAAACGCGGCUACGCGUUACAGACAAAAGAAGAAGCAAGAGAUCAAAGAGAUACAAGGAGAAGAACGCGAGCUUGCGGAUCAUAAUGAAAAACUAAAAACCCAAGUGAAAGAUCUUCAGCGCGAAAUCGGAUAUCUAAAAGGGUUGAUGAGAGAUCUGUUGAAGGCCAAAGGUCUUCUUAAGUAAAUCCAUUCGUCUGGAUCAGAAACUAUCAUCAUUCUUCUUCUAGUGUAUACUACUUCUUCGAUUUUACAUUAAAAUUUAUGUAAAAUCUCAAAUGUUUGUUUUUUUUUAAACACUAACUAUUUUACAACAAUUGUACUAAAAUGUAUAUCUAUAUAUUUUUCUUAUUUCUUAACAAUUACUUAAAUGUUAUUAAUUUUUAUUUUAUAUAUAUAUGUACAUGUACACACAUACUUACCCUUUAUCUGCUCUCGCAGCUUUUUAGGAACACUACAGACUUAUUGUUCUUAUAGUAGAAUGUAUACCAUCUCCUAAUCUAAUCUAGUUUUGUCAACAUCAGCGAGCGUGAUGUGUUAGAUAACGCGUGUAAAUUGUUGAGCACGCAAGUUUCCCAAGAUCUCCUACCGAGCAAAGGCUAUGCUGGUCGUGCGAAAUUCCACCAGUUAUCUAACAUAUCUCUCUCAGGUGCGAAUCUUUUCAUUCCGAUUAAUUUUUAUCCUUUCUUGCAUAAUAUUUUCGUAUGGAAAAAAUUUAUGUAGUAAACAAAAUAAACUGGUACUGGUUUACAGUAAACCAACGAGA
This is a messenger RNA of Pseudomyrmex gracilis, 2630 nucleotides long. RefSeq names its product activating transcription factor of chaperone-like (gene crc). The record is from RefSeq and is a predicted model, not a curated record. Gene Ontology annotation, molecular function: RNA polymerase II transcription regulatory region sequence-specific DNA binding; DNA-binding transcription activator activity, RNA polymerase II-specific. Lineage: Eukaryota; Metazoa; Arthropoda; Insecta; Hymenoptera; Formicidae. Gene Ontology annotation, cellular component: nucleus. The coding region runs from base 1068 to 2051 and encodes 327 amino acids. The transcript is spliced from 2 exons. Gene Ontology annotation, biological process: regulation of transcription by RNA polymerase II.